AUGUCUAAAUAUAUCAUUACCAUUGUUUGUAUUGUAGCCAUCAUUCAAUUGGCUACAGCCAUAUUCGAUGAUGAUCAUGAACCACAUGUUGUUAUACAUAAAGUUGGUUAUCCAGUUCAUAUUGUACAUAAAGUUCCAUAUAAAGUUCCCGUUUAUGUUCCGGUAAAAUUACCGCCAAAAGUUAUUGUGGAAAAAGUUGCCGUAAAAGUUCCGGUAGCUAUUCCUGUAAAAAUUCCAGUUAAAGUUGGUGUUCCAUAUCCAGUUAAAGUACCAGUUCCGUAUAAAGUUCCUGUUUAUAUUGAAAAAUAUGAAAGCUAUGGUGGUCAUGGUGGUUAUGACAAAUAUUAGAACAAAGAUUUCAAAUUCCAAUUUCAAAUUCAAAUUGUGGAUUACCUCACAACGAACCUGGACCUGAAUCUGGACCUGAC
Messenger RNA from Dermatophagoides farinae (American house dust mite), 428 nucleotides. RefSeq lists its product as uncharacterized. The record is from RefSeq and is a predicted model, not a curated record. NCBI's taxonomy places the organism in Eukaryota, Metazoa, Arthropoda, Arachnida, Sarcoptiformes, Pyroglyphidae.